AUGGCCAAGCGCUUCUAUGCUGUGGCCCAACCAACGACGCCGCACCCCAAGCCAAGCGCUGUUGCUUCCGGCCAGGGCCCCAGGCACCCCAGCCCGUCCGGCCCUAUGCCCACAGGGCACCUGGGCUUCGCCGCAAGCGGCGCGCUGCACCGCUUGCCUGGGGCGAUCGACUUUGGCACGGUGCCUUCUGAUGUGGCGACGGCAGUGAGCACCCCCAUGUACGAUGAAGCGUUCCUGACCUCGGUGCAGCCGACGCACCUGGCACCUGAGAGGGGGUACCAGAAGGUCGGGUUCAAGGCCAUCAGCAUGGUCCGCGCCGUGUUUGACCGCGUGACCGGGUACAACACCGAGACCAUGACGGAGGCGCAGUGGCUGCGCCGCAUGAUCUUCCUGGAGACCGUCGCAGGCGUGCCCGGGAUGGUGGCCGGGAUGCUGCGCCACCUGAAGAGCCUGCGGCGCAUGGAGCGCGACAACGGCUGGAUCAACACGCUGCUGCAGGAGGCAGAGAACGAGCGCAUGCACCUGGUACGUGGGCGGGCGCAUACACAGCUAGCCGCGUGA
Molecule: messenger RNA, 561 nt
Organism: Monoraphidium neglectum
Lineage: Eukaryota; Viridiplantae; Chlorophyta; Chlorophyceae; Sphaeropleales; Selenastraceae
Product: Alternative oxidase
Exons: 6
Coding region: 1-561 (186 amino acids)
Biological process (GO): alternative respiration
Cellular component (GO): mitochondrion
Molecular function (GO): alternative oxidase activity
Source: RefSeq, a predicted model, not a curated record